Gryllus bimaculatus (two-spotted cricket) is the source of this 1848-nucleotide messenger RNA. The record is from the annotation of a GenBank genome assembly. Lineage: Eukaryota; Metazoa; Arthropoda; Insecta; Orthoptera; Gryllidae.
CCACGGCUGCCGCGACGCGCGCACCGCCUACUGCCUGCUUCCUUCGGUGCCACCGCCGCCGCAGCCGCCACUACCACCCGCGCCUCGUGACCCUCUUCACGCGCGCAGCUGCAGAAGCGUUGCCAGCGGUCAAUAGUCGGGCCCAUCUAGACUGUCAGUGCUGCUUUCAUUAGGCGGUGUCGUUGUGCGGUCGAUGCAUCAUUCGAGUGAGAGCAGUCGUGAGAACAACUAGCAGUUCAAGAGAAUGGUACCUCUGAACCAACAAUAAUUGAAUUAAUCUUUGAGAACUGAAGGCUUCUAAGUUUUCAACGCAAAUAACAUAGCAAUCUUCAUAUUGCGUGACUCAACUAAUCUGGCGAGAUGCCAAAUUCAGCCAGGCCCUUCUUGCUCCCGGUGAAUGCAGUUGGACAGGACGACAGCCUGUCUAGCGUCGCUAGCGACGAUAGCGGCCUAAGCGUUCCUGCCAGCCUUAGCUCAUCUAGCAGUAUUCGCAGCAACAGAAGCGCCACCGGAGAGAACACGAUCGGCAGCAGCAGCGCUAGCCGCAGUAACAGCGCUACCGGCGAUAGCCACGAUAUCGGAAAUGGUAGCGCUUCCAACAAUAGCAGCGCCGCCACCCCCCACAGUAGAGGCCCUAUGGAUGCGACGCUCUCGCACCCACCCCGUUACACUGACGGCCAUCAACGCGACGCUCAACCGCGAAACAGAAGGCAGACGAGGGCGGUGCCUGUAGGGCACCAUCCGCGCCCGCAGCCUCGCCAGCAAGUGUCUCCACCACAAGCAAUGGAAGAAAAUCCCAAGACCGUUUGGUUGACGAUUCUGGCAUCAGCUCUUCUGAUUGGGGCUUUUUUCUUCUUUCCGGGUGCUCGUAGAGGGCUCGCUUAAGAGGAAGAAUGUCUUCCAACUACAUUUACAUCGAAGUGAAUUUUCAAUGGGGGUUUGAUGUGUUCAACUCGUGUUUCUUUCUGCAACUGUUUUCGAAUAUUACGCAUGCGUAGAAUGACUUGACUUUCUUGAAUGUAACGUUACGUAAAAUGGGGCUCUUGUAUAAUCGCACUAAGUUGAUGAUUUCAGCCAUGGUGCUACCUAGUAACUACUGUAACAUGAACAGAGGUGUCUUUACAGAACAGUGUAUAUUUGUGAUUUUUUUUUACAUUGCGCUUCGUGAUAUCCGACUUCAAAUUCAGGGCGGCGACCAACCCCCGAGUGCGGCUCCGCUCUGCGCUGCGAGGCCCGGGCUCGAGCGCGGGAACGUCAAAGAGCGCCGUAAAGCAAGCGAUUGGAUUGGGAGAGAGAGCGGCAGCGGGAAAAUCGAAUUCAGGCGCAGAGCCUUACGUCGCCGUUGGAAUUCAUCUCCGAGCGGCGCCGCGUGGGAGGCGGCGGCGGCGCCCAAAGGAAUACAAUUGCCGCGGCCGCCCCCGCGCGCGCCGUCCAAUUACAUCCAUCAACACUCAUUGAAACAUUAUGAGGAAGUUGAAUGUGGUGUCCAUUUUAUGAUGCCCAUUCCAAUCUCUCACCAAGUGGCUGAUCUGGGCUGUCCGAGUGACUCUGGCCGCGGAAGCCUUGAAUCUACUACUACUUCAAUCUCUCACCAAGUCUAGCCAUGUAAAGGAGCAAAAAGAAGGUUCUAACCAUCCUUCCUGCCAUCUCCAAAUCUGCUACUUGCUGAGACUUCGACCUCUGCACUGCUGCCGUCCUUUUCUCUGUUGAUGCCACAACAAUGCCAACCAAUGUCAGAAUUCCAGAUAAAUGACAUCUGUAUCAAGAGCAAGAAUGAAAUGGGGAAACAAUAGACUCAAUGACUCAUUAAUUUGAAAUGCCCAACAUUGUAUUGAAUGGAACCUUUUU